Mesocricetus auratus (golden hamster) is the source of this 1130-nucleotide messenger RNA. RefSeq names its product insulin like 3 (gene Insl3). Gene Ontology annotation, biological process: adenylate cyclase-inhibiting G protein-coupled receptor signaling pathway. Gene Ontology annotation, cellular component: extracellular region. NCBI's taxonomy places the organism in Eukaryota, Metazoa, Chordata, Mammalia, Rodentia, Cricetidae. The record is from RefSeq and is a predicted model, not a curated record. Gene Ontology annotation, molecular function: G protein-coupled receptor binding; hormone activity. The transcript has 2 exons. The coding region runs from base 240 to 929 and encodes 229 amino acids.
AUUCAAGGACACCCUCUCCCCUCCUGCCCAACUGCGGUCCUUGACUCGCUGGGGGCUGGGGGUUGGUCCCAGGCAGGGACAGUCGGAGGCCAAGGUCCGAGCUGGACGGUGCCCGAGCUGUGCACCCCAGCACAGGGUCCCAGCACAAGAGCCCCAGGGAGAGGAGCAGGGAACAGGGCCAGGUUCUGUCCUCCCCUCUCCCAGCCUCAGUUUCCCUCCUGGACAAAACCAAGUCAUAAAUGCCCCCUCCGACCUCCUUCACAGCCCAAACUGCUUCCAACUCACAGCAAUCCUCCUGCCUCAGCUUUCCCAGUGCCAGCAAGACAUGUGGGAGCCACCCUUACAAGAGGAGGGGCACUUGGUUUGUUUUAAAAUGCUGGGAGGUCCUGGCACCUGGGAGAGGGACUUCAGGGUCCCCGGCUGGACACACAGCCCCCGGCCGUGACCCAAGCAUCGACCUUGUGGGUGCUGCACACGGUGUUCCCGCCAAGGCCCCUGGGCGGCGCGAGGCAACUAUAAGGCGGCAUCGGCGCGGGCCGCCUCCGGCCACCAUGCGUGCGCUGCUGCUGCUGCUGCUGCUCCCAGCUCUGGAGCUCGCACUGCGACCCCCGCAGUCCCCUGAGGCGCGUGACAAGCUCUGUGGCCACCACCUGGUGCGCGCGCUUGUGCGGGUGUGCGGGGGCCCACGCUGGUCCCCCGAGGCCACGCAGCCCGUGGAUGCCGGUGACCGGGAGCUGCUUCGGUGGCUGGAGCAGCGGCAGCUCCUGCAUGCACUUGCGGCUGACAUGGACCCCGCUCUGGACCCCGGCCCACAACCUCCUCUCCAGGCUCCUCAGCGCCACGGCCGCAGCGCGGCCACCAGCCCCGUGCACCGAUGCUGCCUCACCGGCUGCACCCAGCAAGACCUGCUGCGCCUCUGUCCCCACUGAAGGGGCUGGGCUGAGGCGGGUCCUGAUGCCCCGGGUCCAUACCUCCCGGAACCCGUGUGAAUGCAACACCCGUGGUCUACUUCGGAGGAGUCCCAGAAAAGGAUGGUCACAUGCCCUGUCCCCGGAGGAGCCUCCAUCAUGGCCUAUGUCCCCCUCCCCGCUGUGUCCUGAACAUUCUAAAUAAAAAAGCAAUUUCAUACA